Daphnia pulicaria is the source of this 1226-nucleotide messenger RNA. RefSeq lists its product as uncharacterized. The transcript has 2 exons. Bases 6 to 947 code for a protein of 313 amino acids. The record is from RefSeq and is a predicted model, not a curated record. NCBI's taxonomy places the organism in Eukaryota, Metazoa, Arthropoda, Branchiopoda, Diplostraca, Daphniidae.
UCGUCAUGAAGGCUCAUUUAAUUCUGUUCGCCUCCUUGUGCAGACUUGGACUGUUGGUGAAUGUCACGGCUGAUAUGACUGUCGAAGAUGAAGAAGACGAUGGAUUCCAGCACGGAUUCUCGAUGGCGGAUGAAAUGGACAAGGAAGAAUUCGGUUUGCCCUUGAACGACCAAGAAAUGGAAGACGACGACUUGGAGCGGAUGGCUGAUCCUUUGAGAGUUCGUAUCCGCAUUCGACGCCCUCCGUUUGGUGUCGGAAUGCGUGGAAUGGGUGGACUUGGUGAAAUGGGUGGAUUUCCCGGAAUUGGAGGGUAUGCUGGACUUGGCGGAUAUGCUGGACUCGGUGGACUGGGUCUUUCCGGUGGAUUCGGACUUGGCUUUGACGAAACUGAGGAAAGAUCUUCUGCUGUAGCUGAUGAUGAGGAUUCUCCAAGAUCAUCCGGCCCGGAAAUGGAAGACGACAGCAAUAGCGACGAUGAGGAACGUAUGGCCGAUCCGGUGAGAAUCCGCAUUCGCGUUCGACCGUCUUUCCCAGGAUUUGAUCCUCGAGUUGGAAUGGAAGAUGGCGAAGAGUCAACGGCCGAUCCAGCGAGAUUCCGCAUAAGUGUUCCAUCAAAAUUUGUUCCUCCGGGUAGAAUUACAGCUUUGGAUGAAUUAAUGUCCGACCCGUUCUUCCGAAUUCGUAUGAGAGCCGGUUUAGGCCGGCCAUUUGGAAUGGGUUUCCCAUUUGGUUACGGGGGUUUCUUUUCUAGACCCAGCCCUUACUUUUUCGACAGCCCCAUGGAAAACAAAGGAUCACGUUAUUCCAAAAGAGGCGAAGCUGGACGUUGGUUUGAUCCGCUGAUCGAAGACAUCACCAAUAAAGAGCGCAUCCGCAUUCGUACGCCAGAUCGUUACGAUCGUUACCGUCCUUACAAACCUUAUUACUGGCGAAUGAAGAAAUUUUAAUUUGGACGAGAUGGACACCCCAAUACAAUUCAUUAACGUUUUGCUGGUCUCCCUUUUGCCGACAACCAUUCUUUAGAGCUGUGGACGUCUUCCAUUCAUCCGGCCCACAUGUCUUCUCGCUUUGCAUGAUGAAAUUGCGCUACUGAUUUGUCUUUGAUUGUUCUCUUUCCUCACCGCUAUAUCUACCUACUGUUCUCUAUACCGACAAAGAAGCACGUUUGAAAUCAUUUUGGAAAGUUAAACUUGGUUUAUGGUCUAUAAAUACACAUGUUGAAUGAA